Molecule: messenger RNA, 1245 nt
Organism: Dacryopinax primogenitus
Lineage: Eukaryota; Fungi; Basidiomycota; Dacrymycetes; Dacrymycetales; Dacrymycetaceae
Product: nucleic acid-binding protein
Exons: 5
Coding region: 25-1212 (395 amino acids)
Cellular component (GO): methionyl glutamyl tRNA synthetase complex
Molecular function (GO): tRNA binding
Source: RefSeq, a predicted model, not a curated record
ACCGCACCAUUACUGUUCAGAAGCAUGUCUGCUCAAGCGAUGUUAGGAAACUUACCGCAUGGGCUCCGGGAGGUCGUCGAGAAAGCUAGCGAGGGUGACAACUACUUCGGGAGAACAGAGAAGGAUAAGGGAGAGGUUGUGGAGUGGACGACGAAGGUCUCUCAGGGAGCAGUGUCCAGUGGUGAUGGAUUGAAGACUCUUGAAUCAACGUUGACAUCUCGGACGUUUUUGGUUGGCAACGAGCUCACAGCUGCAGAUGUGGCAGUCUACGCCUCCCUCUAUCCUAUCCUGUCCAAGCGCACUCCUCAGGAGUACUACUCUCAACCCUCCAUCACCCGGUACUUCGACCACCUUCAACAUCUCUCGUCCGUCGCGGCUGCUUCCAAGGCUGCUAACCUCAGCCCUGUAACCUUCGACCUGGACCAUAUGCCUCCAUUGGAGCGCGCUGCAGCCCCUGUGAAGGAGAAGAAGCCCAAAGCCCCUGCUGCAUCUGAGCAGCCGCCGGUAGAGGUCGCACCCCAAGCACCAGCCGCCCAGGCAAAAGAGAGCCAGCCGGCAGAAGAGGGGGAGAAGACGGGAAAGGCGGAUAAGAAAGAUAAGAAGAAGAAGGAGGCGAAGGAGGGCGCUGCUGCUGCGGGAGGGAAGGGCGGGAAGGCGCCUGCAGCUGCACCAGAGGAUUCGGAACCUGCACCGAGCAUGAUCGAUCUACGCGUGGGACACAUUUUGAGUGUGAAGAGGCAUCCGGAUGCCGACAGCUUGUAUGUCGAGCAGAUUGAUGUUGGCGAGCCCGAGCCUCGCACUGUUUGCUCUGGUCUUGUGCACUACAUCCCCAUCGAACAGGUCGAGAAUCGGGAUGUGAUUGUCGUCUGUAACCUAAAACCCGUAACGAUGCGUGGCGUCAAAUCCUUCGCCAUGCUUCUAUGCGCCUCGUCCAAAGACGGGAAAGACGCAGGGAUAGAGUUCGUCAACCCUCCACCAGGCUCCAAACCCGGCGACCGCAUCUACUUCGAAGGAGACAAGUACGAGACUGCCCAGCCCCUGCCGCAGCUUAAUCCUAAGAAGAAGAUAUUCGAGACUAUCCAACCGGGGUUCACGACGCUCGAUACGCUCGAGGCGGCGUGGGUUGACCCGGUGACGGGGAGUGUACAUAAGAUCAGGACGAAGGAGGGCGUGUGUAAGGCGGCCACGUUUGUGGGCGCUUCGCUGUCAUAAAUUAGACUGAACUUAGGUGAAAUGACUCAUGAA